AUGGCCGCCACCAAAGCCGUUCGCUCUCAGAGCCCCAAGCUUGAGAAGCCUGCCAAUGGCGCCAAUGGCGUCAAUGGCAAGGCCCCCGUCAAGCUUGAGUCGAGCUACAAAUCCGACGGUGUGGAGGACAACGAUAUUUUUCUCCUGCCCGUCUCCGACUAUCAGAUCAUGCUGGGCUUGACCUUUCUCGCCGCCAUCGUUCGCCUUUUCCGCAUCUAUCAGCCCACCAGCGUCGUCUUUGACGAAGUUCAUUUCGGUGGCUUCGCUUCGAAAUACAUCAAGGGGAAAUUCUUCAUGGAUGUUCACCCGCCCUUGGCCAAGAUGCUGAUUGCGCUGACCGGUUGGCUGGCUGGGUUUAACGGCGACUUCGACUUCAAGGAGAUUGGCAAGGACUACCUCGAGCCCGGUGUCCCUUACGUUGCUAUGCGCAUGUUCCCUGCUGUCUGUGGCAUCCUCCUGGCCCCUCUCAUGUUCCUCACUCUGAAGGCCACUGGAUGUCGCACCACAACAGCUCUGAUGGGCUCUGGUCUGAUCAUUUUCGAGAACGGUCUCCUUACGCAGGCCCGUCUUAUUCUCCUCGACUCCCCGCUCAUGGUUGCGACCGCCUUCACUGCUCUCUCAUUUCAGUCCUUCACCAACCAGCACGAGCAAGGCCCCGAGAAGGCCUUCCAGCUUAGCUGGUGGUUCUGGUUGCUGAUGACCGGUCUGGGCCUAGGAACAACGGUCAGCAUCAAGUGGGUUGGUUUGUUUACCAUCGCCUGGGUCGGAAGCUUGACCCUCAUUCAACUCUGGGUUCUCCUCGGAGACACCAGAAAUGUCACUCCGCGCGUUUGGGCCAAGCACUUUAUGGCUCGUGCCUUUGCCCUGGUCAUAAUCCCGCUGGGCUUCUACAUGGCCAUGUUCGCCAUCCACUUCCUCUGCCUGGUCAACCCGGGUGACGGUGACGGCUUCAUGAGUUCCGAGUUCCAGUCCACACUCAAUUCUAAAGGCAUGCAGGAUGUCGCAGCCGACGUCGCCUUUGGCAGCCGUGUCAGCAUCAGACAUGUCAACACUCAGGGAGGCUACCUGCACUCCCACCCGCUCAUGUAUCCCACCGGUAGCAAGCAGCAGCAAAUCACCCUUUACCCCCACAAGGACGAGAACAAUCUCUGGCUUCUCGAGAAUCAGACACAGCCCCUCGGAAUCAACGGCGAACAGAUCAACGGAACCCAGGCCUGGAAUAACCUUCCUGAGCCCGUCUUCAUCAAGGACGGCGAUGUCGUUCGCCUAUACCACAUGCCCACCUUCCGCCGCCUGCACUCUCAUGACGUCCGCCCCCCUGUGACGGAGGCUGACUGGCAAAACGAGGUUUCCGCUUACGGUUACGAGGGCUUCGAGGGUGACGCCAACGAUCUCUUCAAAAUUGAGAUCGUCAAGAAGAAGUCGCUCAGCUCUGUCUCCAAGGAACGCCUUCGCACCAUUGAGACCAAAUUCAGACUGGUUCACAUCAUGACUGGCUGCGUUCUCUUCUCUCACAAGGUCAAGCUCCCCGAGUGGGCUUCAGAGCAACAGGAGGUCACUUGCGCAAGAGGAGGCACGCUCCCUAACAGUCUGUGGUAUGUCGAGUACAACGAGCACCCCCAGUUGACUGGCGACAACGUUGAGAAAGUGAACUACCGUAAUCCGGGCUUCUUCGGCAAAUUUUGGGAACUUCAGAAGGUCAUGUGGAAGACCAAUGCCGGUUUGGUCGAAUCCCACGCCUGGGACUCUCGUCCCAGCGCGUGGCCGAUUCUCAAGCGUGGUAUCAACUUCUGGGGCAGGGACAAUCGUCAGAUCUAUCUGCUGGGCAACCCCAUCGUGUGGUGGAGCUCUACCCUCGCCGUCGUUGUCUAUGUUCUCUUCAAGGGCAUUGCAACUCUUCGCUGGCAACGCAACUGCAACGACUACUCCAACACCACCUUCAAGCGGUUUGACUACGAGAUAGGCACUGCUGUGCUAGGCUGGGCCUUCCACUACUUCCCCUUCUACCUGAUGGACCGUCAGCUCUUCCUCCAUCACUACUUCCCGGCUCUUUACUUCGCUGUCAUGGCAUUCUGCUCGACCUUUGACUUUGCGACUGCUCGAAUCUCGCUUGGUGGCAUCCGCAACAACCCCAUUGUCAACCGCGUUAGCGCUGUCGCCUUUUUGGUUCUCACGGCUGUCGUUUUCGUUCUGUUCUCCCCCCUGGCCUACGGUAACCCUUGGACUAAAGCUGAGUGCAACCGUGUCAAGGUCCUCAGCUCGUGGGAUUUUGACUGCAACACCUUCCAUGAUAACUACUCUCAGUAUACGCCACUGCUCACCCAUAAAUCCUCUGUCUCUGGUGCCACUCCAACACCCGCAAAGUCCGAGGCUCCCGCCGCCCCUAUCGGUGGACAAGCGGGUCAGAUUCCCAUCGGUGAUGCCUUGAACGAGCAGCCGAAAGAGGCCGCCAUCUCUGGGGUCCCGAUUCAGAACGUGCUCUCCCGUGAGGAGAAGGUCGAGUAUCGGGACCAGGACGGUAACCUCCUCGACGAAGAGCAGGUCAAGGCCUUGGAGGGCAAGGUCGAAUUCAAGACAAAAUAUGAGACGCGGACACGCGUCGUCGACGCCAGCGGAAACGAAGUACAGAUUCCCGAGGGCGGUUGGCCGCAAGAGCAAGGCGGCAACGUUGCCCCGCCUCAUCCUGAUGUUCAGGGAGUGGAUCCUGAGACCAAGGCCAAGGCCGAAGACUCAGCCGUUCCCAAGGUCGCUGAGAGCGUCCAGGGUCAAAAGGAGGCCGAACAGAAGAAGGCUAAGCCUGCAAGCGACGGCGGCAAGGAGGCUACUGCUCAGGAAGAGCUUUGA
This is a messenger RNA of Colletotrichum higginsianum IMI 349063, 2844 nucleotides long. Its product is annotated as Dolichyl-phosphate-mannose-protein mannosyltransferase. Gene Ontology annotation, molecular function: dolichyl-phosphate-mannose-protein mannosyltransferase activity. NCBI's taxonomy places the organism in Eukaryota, Fungi, Ascomycota, Sordariomycetes, Glomerellales, Glomerellaceae. The record is from RefSeq and is a predicted model, not a curated record. Gene Ontology annotation, biological process: protein O-linked glycosylation via mannose. Gene Ontology annotation, cellular component: membrane; endoplasmic reticulum. Bases 1 to 2844 code for a protein of 947 amino acids. The transcript has 4 exons.